UUUGACUUUGCCACCCCAAAUCGAGCACAGGCGACUCAGAUGUGUGGUUGGCUUCGACUUCGUUACCAUGACAAACAUUUUACUAUUGGCUGUAGGGUUGCUAAAGGGCGGAGAACAAGCAGCAGACCCCGGAAGUCCUGUCCUGCAUCUGUGAGGUGAUCGCGACAGCAAGAAUAAGGAAGUGAUUAUCCCACGUCGAGAUAAUAUGGGUAACUUGCACUGCUUCCCCAGUACAUGUGAGCAUUUGGGUGACUUCUGAACAGAUCUGAGUGUGAAUUUGGUUUACAAGGACAAAACAUAGAGAUGACACUGGAGGAGACAUGCAUUUCACAGAAGGCAGUUCAAGCGCUGUUACUCCAGUUCUAAGAAUAAGUCAACUUGAUGCUUUUGAGUUGGAUACAGCUUUAGAACAGCUUGUUUGGUCACAGUUCACCCAGUGUUUUCAGCAUUUUAAACCUGGACAGUUAACCCACUUUGAACCAGAGAUAAAAGCAUUUCUACAGCUUCUUUUGUGGCGAUUUACCAUUUAUUCCCAGAGUGCCACCGUUGGACAAUCUCUUCUGAGCAUCAGAUACAAGAAUGACCUAUCUCAAGCUCAAAAGUACCAACCAAUGAGCCGACAACAGAAAUUGUGGUAUGCGUUGUGCACAAUCGGAGAAAAGUGGCUGCAGGAGAGGUCUCCUGACUUAUUCACAAACCGACCAACAGAGUCUGCAUUUCACAAAGCAAAAUAUUUAAUCGGUAUAAUAUCUGGCCUUACAAAAGUUGCAAGUCUAUUGAAUUUUCUUAUCUUUCUUCAAAAAGGAAGAUUCCCCACGUUGGCAGAACGAUUUCUUGGAAUCCGAGCAGUUUUUAGUAGACCUCAGGGCAUCCGUCAAGUUGGAUUUGAAUAUAUGAAUAGAGAAUUGUUAUGGCAUGGCUUUGCCGAAUUUCUGAUUUUUCUUUUCCCACUUAUCAACACAAGAAAGCUAAAGUCAAGAUUAUGCUCUUGGUUUUCCCCCCUUGACGGUUUCAAGAUCAGUGAUGCCACACUAGCCAGGCAAUGCAGAGAGUGUGCUCUGUGUGGCGAAUGGCCAACCUUGCCACACACCAUCGGCUGUGAUCAUGUUUUUUGUUAUUACUGUAUUAAAAGCUAUUCCAUAUCUGACAUGUACUUUGCAUGUCCUAAGUGUGCUUUGGAAGUUCAGAAAGUUGAACCUGUGAAACUACAGCUUGAAAUGACAGACUUUAACAAAAGCUAAUGGAGCAGACACACUGAAUGUAUGAGGUGUCAUGAAAAAACUGUACAUACCAUACUGUAGAUUCUUCUAAGGACUUGAAAUUAAACUAUAUUGGGACACGUAAACUCCAGUCUCCGUCAUCUUCCGGACUGCAGAGCCUUCAUCGAUGGGCACUAUUGCUAUAAACCUGAUGGAAUGCUGGACUAAGCAGGAUUGUAAACAAUGUAUUUUCUAAAAACCUAACAAAGAGAACAAUUUGUUUUAAUGUAAUGCUGAAACAAUGCAAUUUCUAAUAGUGCUAAUGGCCUCUAUGUCUGUCCUUUACUUGAAGAAAAUAACCUGCAGAGGUUGGUUAGCUCCCUCAGCAGGUCAUUAACUGCCAUUAUACAACAACUUGACACUGCUCUCCCAUUGUUUUACAUGGUGGUCAAUAAGGGAGCAACUCUUUGCUGAUGAAAUGCUUCGAGUCCCACUCUCAAAGUUCACUCUUUCAGUGGACAAUAAUGAUUAUUGCAGACAAAGGUAAUUAAAUAAAAAAAAGUUGUAGUGUAAUACUGAUAAUUGCACUUGUGGCAUGUUCCUCUGUAAUAAUGGAACUCCCUUGUUCAAAUAAUGCCCUCGACUGCCAGUCUGGUUUUAUUGACACCUGAGUUCUAUUACUACCUUGAAACAGGCAACAACAAGACCAUUAUCCAUUAAUUGUUGUUCAUUAACACAUAAAUAACAGCUUGGCAUGUUAAGUUGCUCAGAGUAAUUCUUAUCAAGCACACAUUUUUGUCUGCGCACUCAGAUGAAAACUGCUCAGGCAAAGCAGAACUGAGCACAACAGUUAUUUAACACACUGUUGCCUUUUAAAAUGUAUCAGUUUUAGGUCACAAUCAAAAGCCAUUAUCUGUGUUUCUCUUAUUUGAAUAUUGGACAGGUAUUUAUUAUUUAGCGAUUUAAAAUGAGCUAACAAAUCUAUUGUAUGCCACAUUUCCAUCUGCUACAGGGACACAUUUUGAAAUAACACAUUGUCAAGAUCUAAUAGAGUUGAACUGGUAUUGUCAGUCCCAAUUAUGAUUGCUGUAUUAAAAUAUUAGGGAAAUACUCAAGGUAUGUGAAUGAGUUUUAUAAAGUCAGGUUGCAGUUUGGAUGGUAGACUGCAUAUGGAACAAGCAGCUGCCCCAGUUUUAUACUGGAACAAGAUUUGAUGAAGUUUACAUACUGGUUUAAUGGUGCAGAAGGAAAUAUGGCACUGGGCUUUGUUUAUAGUAUAAGACAUAUACUGUAAAGCCAUAAAUAUUUGCAACCAAAAUGUUUGGCGAAUCACACCCAUAAAAACCUAUUUUGCUCCAGAAAUGUUGACGACCUGUUGCAAUGGCUUUACAGUACUCAUAAUAGCAAUGUCAUCAAAACAGGAUCAACCUGUUGGUCCAUUUAUGCAAUAUUGUAAAAGGAUAUUGAUUGCUGGAUAAAAAAAUGACUAAUUUAAUUAUCCUAUGUACAAUACACUCUCUCUAAAUAAAUAAAUAAAUAAAUAAAUAAAUAAAUAAAUAAUUA
Messenger RNA from Acipenser ruthenus (sterlet), 2762 nucleotides. It is a transcript of the gene pex2, whose product is annotated as peroxisomal biogenesis factor 2. The transcript is spliced from 3 exons. The record is from RefSeq and is a predicted model, not a curated record. Gene Ontology annotation, biological process: protein import into peroxisome matrix. The coding region runs from base 321 to 1241 and encodes 306 amino acids. Gene Ontology annotation, molecular function: zinc ion binding. Lineage: Eukaryota; Metazoa; Chordata; Actinopteri; Acipenseriformes; Acipenseridae. Gene Ontology annotation, cellular component: peroxisomal membrane.